Saccoglossus kowalevskii is the source of this 5788-nucleotide messenger RNA. Its product is annotated as inositol 1,4,5-trisphosphate receptor-like. Gene Ontology annotation, biological process: calcium ion transmembrane transport. The record is from RefSeq and is a predicted model, not a curated record. Gene Ontology annotation, molecular function: inositol 1,4,5 trisphosphate binding; inositol 1,4,5-trisphosphate-gated calcium channel activity. Gene Ontology annotation, cellular component: endoplasmic reticulum; membrane. Lineage: Eukaryota; Metazoa; Hemichordata; Enteropneusta; Harrimaniidae.
ACAGAAGCACCCAGCUUUCCUGUCUCCGUAUUCGAUCGUCGACAUGGUCAGAGUUUGUUGAUUGUUUUCAUUUGAGCGGUGUGGAUAUUACUAUUAUUUUCCAACAUGUCUGAUAUGUCAUCGAGUUUUCUUCACAUCGGAGAUAUCGUGUCUCUGUAUGCGGAGGGAAGCGUCAACGGAUUUAUCAGCACUCUUGGUCUCGUUGAUGACCGUUGCGUUGUCCAACCCGAUGCUGGUGAUCUGUCAAACCCGCCCAAGAAAUUUCGAGAUUGUCUUUUUAAGAUAUGUCCUAUGAGCAGAUAUUCUGCACAGAAACAGUUUUGGAAAGCUGCUAAGCCAACUCUUACGAAUGCAACCGACACAGUAUUAUUGAAAAAGCUGCAUCAUGCAUCAGAGCUGGAGAAAAAGCAAAAUGACGCUGAGAAUAAGAAGUUAAUGGGGACAAUGAUACAAUAUGGAAGUGUAAUACAGCUCCUUCAUUUGAAGAGUAAUAAAUAUUUAACAGUGAAUAAACGUCUUCCAGCAUUAUUAGAAAAGAACGCGAUGCGAGUGACCUUAGAUGCAUCAGGAAAUGAAGGAUCCUGGUUUUAUAUACAACCAUUUUAUAAACUGAGAUCUACUGGUGAUAAUGUGGUUGUUGGUGAUAAAGUAGUAUUAAACCCGGUGAAUGCUGGACAGCCUCUACAUGCUAGUAACUAUGAACUCAUAGAUAACCCGGGAUGCAAAGAGGUGAAUGCAGUCUAUUCUAAUACAUGCUGGAAAAUUACAUUAUUUAUGGAACACAAAGAAGACAUAGAAGAGAUUUUAAAAGGGGGAGAUGUAGUAAGGCUGUUUCAUGCUGAACAAGAAAAGUUUUUAACCUGCGAUGAUUACAAGAAGAAAUCAUUUGUUUACUUAAGAGUUACUGCUAGACAGAGUGCUACUUCAGCAACCAGUUCUAAAGCAUUAUGGGAGGUAGAGGUUGUACACCAUGAUCCUUGUAGAGGUGGUGCUGGACAUUGGAAUAGUUUAUUUAGAUUUAAACACUUGGCUACUGGACAAUAUCUUGCUGCUGAAGUUGAUCAUGAUCCUCAAGUUGAUACAACCCGGGAAAAGUUGCGUGGUCCACAUGGUAGUGUUGUAUAUCAACUAGUACCAGUACCCCAUGGCCAUGAUAUUGCUUCUAUAUUUGAAUUAGAUGCUACAACGUUACAACGUGGUGACUCUCUGGUGCCAAGAAAUUCCUAUGUGAGGCUUCGUCAUCUAUGUACAAAUACAUGGGUACAUAGUACACAGAUAGCUUGUGAUAAAGGAGAAGAAAAAACUGUUAUGCUGAAGAUUGGCACAGCAGCUAUCAGAGAGGACAAAGAAGCCUUUGCUAUUGUACCAGUUGCAGCCAGUGAAGUCCGAGAUUUAGACUUUGCUAAUGAUGCUAGUAAAGUGCUUGGAUCAAUUUCAUCUAAGAUGGAGAAAUCAUCUAUCACGCAGAAUGAAAGAAGAUUUGUUACUCAGUUAUUAACAGAUCUUAUAUUCUUUGUGGCUGAAGCGCCCAAUAAUGGAGCUGACCCACUCUCAGUCGUCAUAACAAAUCCAAACAGAGAUCGACAAAAACUACUUAGAGAACAAGAUAUACUUAAAAACGUGUUCAAACUACUUAAAGCACCUUUCAAUGAAGGCGGUGAAGGACCAGUAUUAACAAUGGAUGAGUUAUCAGAUCAAAGACAUGCACCACUCAGACACAUGUUUAGAUUAUCAUAUCGGAUUAUCAGAUUAUCUCAACAAGAUUAUAGGAAAAACCAAGAAUAUGUUGCCAAACAGUUUGGUUUUAUGCAGAAACAAAUAGGAUAUGAUGUUUUAGCCGAAGAUACCAUCACUGCCUUAUUGCACAACAAUAGAAAACUAUUAGAAAAACAUAUUACGUCAGCGGAAAUUGAGACAUUUGUCAGUCUUGUGAGAAAAAGCAAAGAGUGCAGGUUUCUUGAUUAUCUGUCUGAUCUCUGCGUUUCCAACAGUCAAGCUAUACCAGUAACUCAAGAACUAAUUUGUAAAGCUGUACUCAGUGCUAAAAAUCAAGAUAUUCUUAUUGAAACAAGGUGGGUAUUAUCACCUGUUGAAGUUGAAGUUGAAGGUGAUGGGGACUCAGAGGAGAUGGAACCAAUAGUGACUAUUGAAGAAGAGGAGGAAGUGAUUCUGUUCUGGGACAACAGUUAUAAGAAUAAAGGAAUACGCGACUUAGCACUAGGUGCAGCUGAAAACAUCAAAGAAGAUUCUGAUAUACUCAUGUACUACAGAUACCAACUGGAUUUAUUCUCUCGUAUGUGUUUAGAUCGCCAAUAUUUAGCCAUUAACAGUAUUUCACCCCAGCUUGAUACUGAUUUAAUCCUACGUUGUAUGUCGGAUGAAUUAUUACUCUAUGAUCUGAGAGCAUCGUUUACAAGACUCAUGCUACACAUGCAUGUUGACAGAGAUCCCCAAGAACAAGUUACUCCAGUCAAAUAUGCCAGAUUAUGGUCAGAAAUACCUUCUAAGAUAACCAUUGAUGAUUACGACUCCAAUACUCAGACUGGUCCAAAUCAAGCCAAGGACGAAGUUAAACCUAAAUUUCAUCAAACCAUCAUGUUUGUUGAGGACUAUCUGUGUAAUGUGGUUGGGUCAAGUUGGUCUUUUGCUGAUAAGGAACAAAAUAAACUCACUUUUGAGGUUGUGAAUCUUGCCAAACACUUGAUAUAUUUUGGGUUUUAUAGCUUUAGUGAUCUAUUGAGACUCACUAAGACAUUGCUGUCAAUAUUAGAUUGUACCCAAACCACCCCGGCUGGUAUUCCUCUCAGUAAAUUGGACCAAAAAGCCAUUGCUGAAGCAGACGCAAUGGAUGUCUGUAUAACUAAUGAAUGUACCAACCAACCAUGGCAAUACUUUCUACUAUAUAACUCAGCUAAGAACCGUGGCAUAGCAAUCCCAGUUGACCUUGACAGUCAAGUCAAUACACUAUUCUCCAAGUCACAAAUAGUGAUGAAACACUCCAGACAUUGGUUAAGUCAUGGGCGACAUAGGCGAGACUCUAUCAUGGCUAUCUCCAGAGAUUAUCGCAGCAUUAUUGAAGGAUUACAGGACAUUGUAUCACUGUUGGAAGAUCAAUUAAAACCUUUAGUGCAAGCUGAGCUGUCAGUGUUGGUGGAUGUCUUGCACAGACCAGAGUUGCUGUUUCCCCCUGGUACAGAAGCUAGAAAUAAAUGUGAAAGCGGUGGAUUCAUCUCCAAAUUAAUUAAACACACUGAACGACUACUGGAAGAAAAAGAAGAGAAACUUUGUAUUAAGGUUUUACAAACAUUAAAAGAAAUGAUGACUGUUGAUAUUGAUUAUGGUGAAAAGGGUGAUGUGCUUAGGCAGAGUCUUCUGUUUCGAUAUUACGGCAAGUCACAUCCCCGGUAUCGAAGGGAUAGCAUUGGUACUGGAACGCAGCACAAACAGGUUCCAGUCAGUUCACAUGGGCCAGGAUCUGUUCUGUUAAGUAGGGCUGAAAUGACCCUGGCUGAAGUUCAGUGUCAACUUGAUCAACAAGGAGCUUCAGACUUAGUGAUUGAUUUAAUAAUGAAGAAUACAAGUCAUCGUGUAUUUCUGGAAAGUGUAGAGCUUGGCAUAGCUCUGUUAGACACUGGUAAUAGUGUCAUUCAGAAAUCAAUGUAUACCAGGCUAACCAAUGACAAGAAAUCUGAGAAGUUCUUCAAAGUGUUCUAUGACAGAUUGAAAGAUGCCCAAACUGAGAUUAAAGCCACGGUGACUGUAAACACUGGAGAGACACAGACAAAACCAACUGAAGACAAAGAGAAAGAAACACGACUUAAAAGAGCACGUCUAGCAAAUGGAGGUAUCAGUGAUGAGUUGAAAGAUCAGCUAGCAGAUGCUGCAAUGCAUACCAGUAAAGCUUAUGAUGCAGUGCGAAGAGGCAGGGAACAUGCAGAGCACCUUGGUGACCAUGGUAACCAUGGAGCUAGUUUUGAUGCCAUUACUGGUGCUGAGAACAAAGAAGAUGACAAUGGAUUGAGUCCAGAAGUUGUAGUAAUGAAACAAAUAUUAAGAUUUUUACAGUUGCUUUGUGAAAACCACAACAGAGAUUUACAGACUUACCUACUAAGACAGAACAAUAAAACCAACUUUAACUUAAUUUGUGAAACACUGCAGUUCUUAGACUGUAUCUGUGGCAGUACAACAGGUGGAUUGGGACUUUUAGGACUUUACAUCAAUGAAACCAAUGUAUCACUGAUAAAUCAAACAUUAGAAAGUUUAACUGAAUACUGCCAAGGACCGUGCCAUGAAAACCAGAAUUGCAUUGCUACUCAUGAAUCAAAUGGUAUUGAUAUUAUAAUAGCACUUAUAUUAAACGAUAUUAAUCCACUGGGUAAACAGAGGAUGGAUCUGGUAUUGGAACUUAAGAAUAAUGCUUCUAAGUUACUACUAGCUAUCAUGGAAAGUAGACAUGAUAGUGAAAAUGCAGAAAGAAUUCUCUUUAAUUUGAGCCCUAAACAGCUGGUGGACGUUAUCAAACAAGCAUUUUUACAGGAAGAGUUGGAGGAUGAGGAAGAAGAUGAGGUACCUGAUGAUGAUGAAGAUGAUGGACCUGCAUCACCAAGAGAAGUGGGACAUAAUAUUUACAUAUUAGCACAUCAGGUGUGUAGAGUUCACAGGUUAUCGCCAUAGUGACAUGCAAUGAUCUGAUCCAAAGCCUUACUUUUUUAUAUUGCUCAUGUUUUUUUUCCAUCAUUAUAGAUUGUUCGGCAAGACCGUACAAUGGAACAAAUAGUUUUUCCUGUUCCUCAAGUGUGCGAAUAUCUCACCAAGGAAACCAAAACACAUGUAUACAUGACAUCUGAAAGAGAUGACCAGGGUAGCAAGGUUUCUGAAUUCUUUGAAAAAGUUGAUGACCUUUUCAUGGAAAUGAAAUGGCAAAGAAAACUUAGAGCCACACCUUUAUUGUAUUGGUUUAGUAGUAAUAUGACAAUAUGGAUGACAAUAUCAUUCAACUUAGCAGUUCUUAUCAAUUUAUUGGUAGCUUUUUUCUAUCCUUUCAAUGAAGGAACGAGAGACAUGAGAUUAUCUGGCCUUGUGUGGACAGCAAUGCUAUUAUCAUUGGUUAUAGUUAUAACACUACCAAGACGGUCUGGUGUGCGUACAUUGGUAGCAUCAACAGUACUAAGAAUGAUAUUUUCUGUUGGUUUACAACCUACGCUCUGGUUACUAGGUGCAAUAAACGUACUAAAUAAAGGAGUAUUUCUUGUCAGUUUCCUUGGUAACCGUGGUACUUUUAACAAAGGAAUAAAAGCAAUGAUGAUGGACUUUGAAUUUCUUUACAACAUAUGUUAUUUAUUAUUCUGUAUAUUGGCGCUGUGUGUGCAUGAAUUUUUCUACAGUAUCUUGUUACUUGAUGUUGUUUACCAGGAAGAAACCCUUAUUAACGUUAUCAAAUCAGUUACUCGUAAUGGCCGGUCCAUUCUAUUAACUGCUUUGUUAGCCAUCAUCUUGGUGUAUUUAUUCUCAAUUGUGGGCUUCCUCUUCUUUAGAGAUGAUUUCUUGAUAGACAUUGAUGAGAUAGCAAUGCCAAGAAUGAUUGAUUCAGGUUCAACAGUUAAAUCAUCUGCUGCCAAUGUUGCAGCAAGUGUUGCUGGGACUACAGUUGGUGCUGCUACAUCACUUGCCUCUGUUGCUAAUCUUAAAAUGCCUAGUGCUGCCAGUAUUAAAGAAGGCGUGUGUACAGUGGAGAAAUGUAAUCAAGAUUCACAUGUAGAAACAAUAUUAAAUAGUUUUAAUGCAUCAG